AUGCCACCGAAGUUCAAGAAGCCCAAGGCGACCGGCGGCGCAGCGCAAGGGCAAGGGCAGGGGCCACGGGUGCUGUACUGGUUCCGGACCGAUCUGCGGCUGCACGACAGCCCAGCGUUGACGCAUGCGCUGUCGCUUGACCCGUCGGUGUUGGUGCCACUGUGGUGCUGGGACCCGCACUACGUGUACCGGCAGCGCGGGUCGGCGAACCGGUGGAACUUCCUGGUCAGCUGCAUGCGCGACGUGUCGGGGUCGCUGGCGGCGCUGAACCCGAGGCAGAAGCUGCAUGUCGUCAGGCGCGCCCCGGGCAAGGUCAUGGCGGAGCUGUUGCGGAGGUGGAGGAUCGACGUCUUGGUGUUUGAGAAGGACACGGACGCGUAUGCGCGCCUCAGGGACGACGAGGUCACGAGUAUCGCCGAGGGCUUGGGCGUCGAAGUCGUGAGUUUGAGCGGUCGCACGCUGUUCGAUAGCGAUGAGGUGGUCAGGAUGAAUGGUGGGAAGCCGACGAUGAGUAUGAAUCAAUUGGUGAAUGCGAGUAAAAAGAUUGGCAACGGCAUUCCGCAGAAGCCUCUGGAGACGCCGCUGAGGCUUCCUGAUCCGCCUGAAGAUCAUGAAUUGGAUCUUUCAGAUCUGGAUGCUGACAAGGUAGAUGAGGGAGGAAGUAACGAGGCCAUGGACUACAAUCUACCGCAGAGGACCUUGGGCCAGAAGAAGAAUACACAGUAUGAGACUGGCAUCAUGGGUCCUGCAAAGGAUUUCGGCGUGCCUACACUUGAAGAAAUGGGUAUUGAUCCUGCCGAUGUUACCUCUCCUCACAAAGGUGGCGAGACUAUUGGUCUCGAAGUUUUGAAGUCUUACAUUGAGAACUCGGACUAUAUUGGCACUUUCGAAAAGCCUAAGACCGCUCCAACCGAUUUCGAACCACAAGCAACGACAUUAUUAUCACCACACAUGCAUUUCGGAAGCGUGUCUGUUAGAAAAUUCUGGUGGGAUGUUCAGGAUGUUUUGGAGCAGCGUCGAAAAGAGAAAAAGCACGUUAGCGGAGAGCCUGUCAACCUCCCGGGUCAGCUGUUAUUCAGAGACAUGUACUUUGCCACCCAUGCGAAGAUUGGUUUUCAGUUUGGCCAGGCUGUUGGGAAUAGUGUUGCAAGGUUUAUCCCCUGGCACCUACAAUUGAACUACGUCAAAGGCGAUCAAGACGGCAAGCCAGUUAGUGAUGGAACAUAUCUGGUAGACGACCCGCAAGCUGAGGAAUAUUUUCGAAGGUGGAAAGAAGGCAGAACAGGAUUUCCCUGGAUCGACGCCCUAAUGCGGCAGUUGAAACUAGAAGGCUGGAUUCAUCACCUGGGCAGACAUGCCGUAGCUUGUUUUUUGACAAGAGGUGGAUGCUAUGUGAGUUGGGAGCGUGGAGCUGAGGUCUUUGAAGAAUGGCUCAUUGACCACGAAAUUGCCUGCAACGCAGGAAACUGGAUGUGGUUGAGUUGCACAGCCUUUUUCAGCCAAUUCUAUCGGAUGUAUUCGCCCAUCGCAUUUGGGAAGAAGUGGGACCCUGAGGGCCAUUUUGUGAGACGAUACGUUCCAGAAUUGGCCAACUUCGACAAGAAAUACAUUUACGAGCCUCACAAGGCUCCAAUAGCAGACCAGAAGGCGUGGGGCUGUGCCAUACAGGGUGAUGGUCUAAAAAUCGAGGAGAAGGGUACCAAAGUGUACCCCAAACCUAUGUUCGAUUUUAAUGAACGCAGACAAUUUUGUCUCGAUCGGAUCAAAGAGGCAUAUAAUGUCGGUCUGUAUGGUGAUGAUGAGCGAGUUCUCUCUGGCGAGUGGAAGAAGCUGUUUGGUUUCGAUGACAAAGAAGGGCAGAGAAAAGAGGAAGCAAGUGGGUCAAUUCUACGAGGGACGAAGCGUUCGAAGGUCGUAAAUGGUAAUCAUCCAGAAUUUGAAGAUGAUGCAGGUGAGUUUGCAGAUGUGGGAGACGACAGUGAGAAUGAGAACAAGAGGCCCAGAAAAGCAAUCAAGAAGAUCCCAAAAGGUGGACAGAAGACCUUGGACACCAUCGUGACAAGGACGAGAGCAAAGAAAUAA
This is a messenger RNA of Exophiala bonariae, 2082 nucleotides long. RefSeq lists its product as uncharacterized. Gene Ontology annotation, molecular function: deoxyribodipyrimidine photo-lyase activity; DNA binding; FAD binding. The record is from RefSeq and is a predicted model, not a curated record. Gene Ontology annotation, cellular component: nucleus; cytoplasm. Lineage: Eukaryota; Fungi; Ascomycota; Eurotiomycetes; Chaetothyriales; Herpotrichiellaceae. Bases 1 to 2082 code for a protein of 693 amino acids. The transcript has a single exon. Gene Ontology annotation, biological process: entrainment of circadian clock by photoperiod; circadian regulation of gene expression.